This is a messenger RNA of Bicyclus anynana (squinting bush brown), 2222 nucleotides long. RefSeq lists its product as uncharacterized. The transcript is spliced from 7 exons. The record is from RefSeq and is a predicted model, not a curated record. NCBI's taxonomy places the organism in Eukaryota, Metazoa, Arthropoda, Insecta, Lepidoptera, Nymphalidae. Bases 1 to 1287 code for a protein of 428 amino acids.
AUGAAGGAGAUCUGGCCUUGGGAAGGUGCUGAAACUUUUACGUACUCGUCACAAUACGCCUCUGGUGCCGUAUCAAGCGAGUUAGCGGCGUGUUUACAAACAUGUGCAGCCGCGCGGCGCUGCGCCGGCUCAGUCCGCAGCAUGCUGGCGUUCAUGCUCCUGCUCCACCACGCCGCCGCCAGGGGCAGCCCUCAAGAGCCUCAUGUAUUCAAAAAUAUAUCGUCGUGCCCCGACGUUGGCUACUACUUCACGACGGAGCCGGUCGCCAACGCGCUGGAGCCGGCCUGCUUGCUCUGCUUCUGUCGCGAGGAUGACGCGCUGUGCUGGCGCAGACAGCUUAGUCGGUGCGACCAGCGGUACCACCAGCUCAGAGAGGGAAAGAGGGUCCACAGAGUGCGCAGGAGUCCCGGCCUUGCAGAUAUUUUCUUUCGGGGUACCGACAAGGAUAUUACAGAUUUAAACAAAAACCCGCCCGAAGAGUGCAAGCAGGUAGAAUCCAGUUACAGUAUUGGAUGUCCUCCAGAUGAUUGGUGCGUAGGCUGUACCGUUUGUGACUGCGACGCAAAUGGAAGAUGGAAAUGUCACAACUUGAGUUUUUGUGAUGAUAAGGGAAGAAACAAAAAGAAGACAGAUAAAAUACCGCAACGAACAACAAAGAAAGCAAAUGCUAGGACAACAAAAAAUCCAAUAAUUACUACAUCGAAAAAAAUUAACAAAGACAAAAAUAACCCAAAAACUACUCCUAACAAACAAUCAGCUAAAAGGAAGCAACGUGAAAUGGGUAAGACGCAACGUAAACCGAUUAAAGAACUAAAUAAAGCGAAUGUGAUAUCAGUAAAAAAAGCGAAAUCUCCAGUAUAUAAGAAAAAACCAAUAUCAAAGAGUAAAGGAAGACUUAAUAACAAAAAAAUGAAUACAUCUGCAAAAUCAUCAUCUAACAAAUUUUUAAAAGGAAAAACUAAAACUUUGAAUGAAACUGAGCAGAUCAUUCGAGAUAUGGCUCAUACUAUUUUUAAAAAAGUAAUGGCUUCUGUGGAAAAAAUUGUAAUGGAUAGUCAAAAAGUGAUAACUGGAAAAAUUUCAAAAAAAGGAUCUACAUUGAAGCAGUAUAAAAAUGAAAUUAACAAGAAAAUGAAUACAACCAAGUCGACGAAAAUUAAUAACAGUAUACCAAAAAACAUUAAGAAUAGCCAAAUGCCUUAUACAAAAAAGAAUAAAAGAGAUAAAAGGGAGCUAACAGCUGUGAUUCCCAGUACAUAUUAUUCAAACGAAGGUAAUAUUUGUUAGAUUUAAAUUUUGUUUAAUUAAAAACAUUAAAAAAGUAUUUAAUAUUUAGUAUUUUUUUUUAUUUAUAGCAAAUAAAACGACUGCGCUUAAUAUAACUACAACUGAAGAAUCUUUUGGUUACCAAACUUUGGAUAAUGAAUUCAUUAUAUCCACUCCAACACUAACAGGUUUAAAUAAACCAUUCUUUUUUGAAUAUACGGUGGAUAAAGAAAAUAACACUAAUAAUUUUUCUACAAUCCAAGAAGAACAAUUUUUAAUUUCACGAGCAGCAGCUAAUAAAUCCAAUGAAAUAGAAAUUUUAUCCUAUAAUCUUAAUAAUGAUAAUCGAAGGUAUGUUGGAAAACCAUUACAAUCAAUCCCCUAUGAUGAUGCAAAUAUUAAUUUUACAAUAGAACUCUUGAAUAAAACCAACUCACAAAACAUCAUAAGUAAUGGAAGUACUGAUCAUAGUAAAAAUCGUAAUGAUAGUAAUACUGAUUUUAAAACUGAACGUGGAAAAUUUACUAACACAUUUAAGAAGUUAUUUUCAUUUGAUAAUAUGAGUUCCACAAUGAAGAAAGUUAACAAAAUAAAAAAAAAUAAUAUACUGAAAUAUUUAAAAAAAGUUUUCAAAAAAAUAUUUUACAAAAGAAAAGUAAAAGAUGUAAAUUUAAAAAAGAAUAUUAUACAACCAGUUAAAAAAUGCAAUUUAACCACGACUGUUUGUAAUAACUUUGGUUUUUGUAAAGCAGACGUAGUCAAUGAACAAAUAUCCUCGAAAAUUUAUAAAUUAAGAACAGAAAGUAAAAAAAAUAUGAAAUCACUUGAAAUUAUCAAAGGCCUUUUAAAACUUCUUGAUAUAAAUACAAAAAAAUAUAAAGAUAACUCAACAUAUACGAGUAAAACCAAAGAGAUUUUAAACAAUGACAUCGAAAAGUUGAAUUCCAUAAUUCAAG